GUGUGACUAAAAAUGGAUGAGACCGUGAAUGGAUGACCUGUCAUGUAAAUCAGAACCAGCAAAUCCGAAGAAGCAAUUAGUUCUGAUGGGAACUGAAGAUGUUGGUUUGGAUUAAGCUUGGGUUAGUUUCAGAACCUCAUGAGACACCAUCAAGCCGGUCUAUUUGCCUGGUGGAAGUCCUCUGGUGAGAUCAGGAAUGUCGAGGUCCAAGCGGACCCUCUCUGGAUACCGAGCUGGUAGAAGAGCCGCGGUUCCGACCAGACCCGUCGCGAGUUACCUCCGGCACACGACUCUUUUCUUGGCGUCUGUUCAGACCCAGCCUGGGUCGGUGGAGCAUUUAUUCUGAAAGGAGCUGUUGUUGUUGCUUGUUAUAGCGACUGGAUUUUCUCAGCUUGUCGAGGUUCUUUCGGUUGAAGAGUUAAAGGUCGGAUUGGCCGCUCCGACGCUUGCUCUGGAACGCUUGAACUGGCGUUAGAGCUAACGUGGCUCAGUUUUAUACCUCGGAUGUUAUGGUAUAUUGUCGAAUGAAAAUUACCAAACACCGUCAGAAGCACACCUCUGUCAGAUCUGUAAAAUUCUGAUUGGAUCAGUGAGAGAAUGCGUUAUGUCUUUUUAACACUAUGUGAAAUGAGUCCUGUUGGAACAUUUAAGAUUACAGACUUAUUUUCUAAGAUCAUAAUAAAAUAAUUAAUAUUUUUAUUUCACAGGUCGGUCGCAUCUUAUUAUUGAUUAACACUUUGAUGGAUUAGCUUUAUUAAAAUAGAGUUCUUUGAUUAAUUAAAAGAAAAGAGUUCAUUCUUCUUUCUUCUGUCUUCAUGCUGGAAUGUAAAUAGUUUAGAAGCGAAUGCAUGACCUUGAGGCUGUUUCAUGCACACUGACACUGUGUCAAUAGGAAACAGCUGUUAGGGUAGAAAUGGCUCCUUCAUCACGUUACACCUUCUCAAUUUUAGUAGGUUUUACACCUGCCCUCCAUCUAGGGCUGGGCAAUAUGACGAUUUUAGACCGUUUUACGAUCUACACAUCUGACGGUCUGUCAUUUUUGAGAGACCUUUUUAUCACGAUUCACAGCUCUGCUGUUGAAUUUCUGCCUCUGAAUGAAAAGGGAACUUACCCCAGUCGAAUGACAUGCCUUUGUUUGACCCUUAACCAAUCAGAGUGAGUCAUAGUAAUAUAUUAGUGCCCCGCUUGUUUUCACCUGUGUGUGAACUGUGAACAAUCAUGGCUUCGGCCGCGGCUGGGAGCGACAACGAGGUUUUCAUUCCGAAGACCGAGCACCGAUUCACGUCAUUUCAAACGGUGCCUCGUUUCGGUACCCGUCCUUCAUAACGAGAACUUGCCAAGAAAGCUGUGCAUACGCAAGAGCGUUAUGUCGUCGGUCCCUGUGAGCGAGUUGUAAACAGAGCAGCAUGGUAGAAAGAAGAACGCACGCUAACGCUUGGGUCCACUUCACUAAAUGUGAUGGGUACCCAUCCCUAUCCAUUAUAUGGAACUGGUUUGGUUUUUCACCAGAUGACAAAGAGCAGCGAAACGUCAUUUGCAAAGUUUGCAAGGAGAGCGUCAAGGCAAGUGAUGGCAACACCACAAACUUGUUUAAUCACUUGAAAAGAAGGCAUCCCAAACAAUACAAUGAGAGCCAGCUGGCAGCUAAAGCUAAAAAGCCUGCGGCUGCAGCGGCUAGUGCUUCUUCCAGGCAGCAAACGCUAACAGAAACACUCACAAAACUCACUCCUUACGACAGAGACAGCAGACGAUGGAACAGCGUGACAGAUGCUGUGACGUACCACUUGGUUAAAGAUUUGUGUCCCGUGCGAACAGUAGGAGCGGGAUUUAAGAAAAUGAUAAAAACAUUGGAUCCGCGCUACAAGUUUCCCAGCCGCAAGUAUUUUUCGAACACCGCCAUUCCACGCAUGUACGCUGAAUGCAAAGUGAGCGUUGCAGAAAAUAUUCAGAAUGCGCAGUUUUUUGCUACCACAAGCGAUCUCUGGUCCAGCCGCACAUCAGAGCCGUAUUUGAGCUUAACUAUCCACUACAUGAGCAACUGGGAGCUGCAUAGUAUUUUGAACAAGUUAAUGUUUGCACAAUACGUUUGCAAUUGACAUGUUUGCACUUUAUGUUUACGAUUUUAAUUUAUGUUAAGUUACUUGAAAAAUGAGAAAAACUGAUUUUUGUAAUUGUUUCUCUCAGGGCUUUUAUCAUCUCUGGUGUGAGUUUAAAAUAUAAGUGUGUUAGCACUGUGUUGAUUAUCCCUAAUAUGAAUAAAUGUUUGUUUAUUCAAUGUUUCUCUUCUUUAAUACACAAUUGAAGUUAUGCUAUUCAUGGAUAAAAAAUCGUGAUAAAAUCGAAAUCGUGAUAAAAUAUUGGAAAAAUCGUGAUAUUCUAUUUUUGCCAUAUCGCCCAGCCCUACCUCCAUCUACACCUUUGGGUGAUGGAUGACAUGAUGAUCUUCAAAUGAGGGUGUAGAAGGUGAAGCCGGUGCAGGUCUUCCUUCAUCAUGUUGACCAGCUUCACACUGCUGACCACCCCCAUGUCAUUGACGCCACAGUGGAUGAGAAGGACAUCAGGAGCUGCUCUUCCUCGCAGGGAGUGGAAAAAGAAGGGGAGAAGGUCCUUCCCCCUCAGUCCGCUCCAACCAAACCAGGAGACACGGACGUCAGGGAGGCCAAGGUUGUCUCCGAGGGUCUCUGCAGCUCUUUGGGCACCACGCUUCACGUAGCUGUCUCCAAUGAUCCAAAUGGCUUUGGAGAAAAAAAUAAUAGGUUUGGCCUUGCUGUUUAAAGUACAAAACCAUACAUGAAGUGGUCAAGACAGGUAUUUGGUACUUACACUUGCUGCUUUGUGUAGCUGAUGUUGAAGACACACAGGCUGCCAUGGUUUCCUUUUAACAGAUCUAAGAAAAAAAUAUAAGAAAAAAAAAAUGAAACUUAAAAACUCCCAGACCUCAUUUCAUGAUUGCUAAUCAGCAAUGGCUGAUUUAUUGUUUGGAUCACAGUGAGUUACACUAAUUAAUAUAUUUUUAUUUCUACUAUACAUACAUACUUUUUAAUUAUUAUUUUCACGACUGUUAUCAGGCUCUCUUGUUCUGGUUCUCAUGAUAAUUCAGUUUCUUCCAGUAAGUUAUCUUGUGCUUACUUCAUCUGGAUAAUGUCUCUUUACUUUUGGUUAAUUGUACUGAGUCCAGAAUAAAGGCUACUUGGCUUUACAAGAUACAAACAAGUAUUAAGUUUUAGAAAUAUAUGAAAUGUAUUUAGCCUGCUAAUUUAUCUGAAUUACUAAUAACUACCGUAUUUUCCGGACUAUAAGUCUCACUCUUUUUCAUAGUCUGGCUGGUCCUGCGACUUAUACUCCGGAGCGACUUAUAUACCAAAUUAUGUAGGCUAUACCGUGCUGCUGCGGACCGUCUGCGGACCAGGAAUGAGCUCCCCUGCCCUGCUGCGAAUAAAAAACACACAGCCAUCACCUGCUGGAGUCUGUUGCGCGCUGUUGCGCACUGGAUCUGGCCCAGGUUUCAGCUCCUCUGCCCCGCCAUCACCUGUUGCAGCCUGUGGUGCGCUGCUGCGGGCCGGCUCCGACCCAGGAAUGAGCUCCCCUGUCCCAAAGGGAGGGUUUCAAACACCGCCAUCCUCUGCUGGAGACCGUGGUGCGCUGCUGCGCAGGGUUCUUUAUUCUGUUAUUGUUACCGGUACUUGCCUUGCAAUGUAAAAUGUUUGGUCUCAGAUUUUGUAAGAAAAAUAAUAACAUUUCCCCCCAAAAUGCGACUUAUAGUCCAGUGCGACUUAUAUAUGUUUUUUUCUUCUUCAUUAUACAUUUUAUGGCUGGUACGACUUAUGCUCCGGAGUGACUUAUAGUCCGGAAAAUACGGUACGUUAAAAAUAUUGAAAACUUGCUCAAAGCAAAAUAUCUUUUCAUUAAGGAAAUAACUUACAAACUUACUGAUUUAAUACUUUUUUAGUCACAGAAAGAUAGUUUUCAUGAAAAAGCGCCGCAAACCUCCACACAAACUCCGUGUGAGCUUCAGGUCGCUGGUGUUCCACAGAGUUUGCUCCGGUUGUAACUAGGUAGCUACUAGGGAUGAGCCGGAUACUCGUUUCAGACAAGUAUCCGGUACGGAUAAAGCGUUUUUGACGAGUACGAGCAUGACACGAGUAAAACUGGUAAAUAUCUGUAAUCGUGCUGAAGGAAAAUCCUCAUUGGGUAACUGACUGUCUUCACGCUCUGUGAUUGGCCAGUCACAUAGAGCACCCGCCCCUCCCUACACACAAAACUCUCUAGCCGGCCGGGAGAGCAGUCAGUCCGUCCGGCUCAUCCACGCACACAUACAGACAAUUACGGAUCUCGCUGUGAUUUCUUCACUGUUGCUCACGUUUCUUCAGUUUUGCCUAGGUUUUCUUCAGCUCGCUUCUUUUUUGGUUGAAUAUUUAAAGUUACUUUUUUCGUAACUUACAUGGUGCAUUUGACAAGACAGAGCUGACGUGCUGCAUCAGUCACUCACUACCUCCGCUCCGGUCGGGUUUUUUAUUUAUUUUUUACUCCCUCUCUCUCCCUCACCCUCUCUAUCUCUCUCAGACACACACACCUCAAUCAACAUUGUUUUGUUUAACUUUGUGUGGGGCAAAAUGCCAAGAACGUUAAAAAAAAAUCAGUUUAAUCAAAUUAAAAUAAAAAAAAUCAUAAAGUUGUGUCUGGUUCUAGCAUUUCAUAUUUCUUAGUUCCUACUGCAUGAGUUCAAAUGUAUUAAUCCAUCCACUUAAAUAUUAAUGUUCUAAUUUUAUUGAAACACUUGUUCUGAAAUAGUUCCUUUACUCUUGUGAUCAAAAAUAUUAAAUCUCAAUUCUGAGGCUGCUCUGUAAAUAGUUUUCAAAUAAACAAUACACAUAGCAACUUCUGAUCAAUCCAUAUCAAUUUCAGACUUAAAAUAAUAUAUUGCUGUAAACCACACUCUCGGUUAAACCACGCCCACUUCUGGGUUAUGCCACGCCCAUUCCGAGUACAGAUACAGAUACAGAUAAUUUAGUUGGUUGAAUAGAUACAGAUACAGAUAGUGGUGUACUCGCUCAUCCCUAGUAGCUACCUCCAUUAGCUUAGCUCCCACCUCCACGUUAGCUUGUAGCUAGUUCGAUUGGGUGUCGUCAUUUGAUCCCAGCCUUACAGCCCCACCCUCAGCUCCACCUCUCUUCCCUUUUGUGGAAU
This is a messenger RNA of Nothobranchius furzeri (turquoise killifish), 5187 nucleotides long. NCBI's taxonomy places the organism in Eukaryota, Metazoa, Chordata, Actinopteri, Cyprinodontiformes, Nothobranchiidae. The record is from RefSeq and is a predicted model, not a curated record.